CCCGGCUUCUUGAUGACUAUUUCUAUUAAACCAGUAGCCAACCUGAGUAAAUUACAACAUGUAUAAAGUUCCCGUGAAUUUUACUUCCUGAAAAACUGGAAAAGAAAGAAAAUCAAAGAAACAGUGGUGGACUGUUGUGUGUAUGGGAGAAUAAGGAAUUGAGGAAAAAAAAACAGAACUGGGGCAGUUUUAGGAUGUGACACAACAGCAACAGGAUUUGUUAUAUGUUAUAGAUAAAUUUUAAGCUUGAAAUGGGUAAUUGUUGUGACAGUGGUAAUAAACCUGACCGUACAGAGUUUGAUAAUAUUGAGAAAGGAAAAGUAGAUGAUGGGAAGAAUAAACGGAAAAACAGUUAUACUAAAGAUCCAACUAAUUUACCGACAUCUGGUACAGUAAAUGACCGACCUGGUGAACAAGAUGCUUCCGGUUCUGGUUCUGGAGGAUCACAGCGUCAUAUACGUGCCUUGUAUGAUUAUGAUGCAAGAACAGAAGAUGAUCUGAGUUUUAAAAAGGGUGAUAUUCUCAUCCUGUUGGACCAGGGAGAUGAAGAAAAUGAAGAUUGGUGGUUUGCCAAACACACAGAUCCAAACUACCAGAACAGUAAAUCUGAGGGAUAUGUGCCAAGAAACUAUGUUGCUAUAGAAGAUACAAUUGAGUCACAGGAAUGGUUUUUCGGAAAGGUGACACGUAAAGAAACAGAGAGAAACCUGUUAGCUAAAGGAAAUGAAGUUGGGACAUACUUGAUUAGAGAGAGUGAGACAUGUCCAGGUAGCUAUGUAUUAUCAAUACGAGACUAUGACCAGAAUAAAGGUGAUUGUGUCAAACAUUAUAAAAUGCGAAAUAUGGAUGAUGGAGGCGUGUACAUUGCUGCUAGACGUCCUUUCAAGUCAAUAAUGGAGUUAGUGGAACACUAUAAAGGUUCUGCUGAUGGUCUCUGUCGAUCAUUGAAGAGUCCUUGUCCACGAGCAGCACCUGUAAUGUCAGACUUGAGCAGGGAAACAAAAGAUGCAUGGGAAAUACCUAGAGAAUCUUUACAGCUAAUGACGAGACUUGGUGCUGGCCAGUUUGGUGAAGUCUGGAAAGGAAAAUGGAACAAGACAACAGAUGUAGCUAUUAAAACAUUAAAGCCGGGAACCAUGACACAGCAAGCGUUUUUAGCUGAGGCUCAGAUCAUGAAGGAAUGUCGGCAUGAUAAACUAGUGCGACUAUAUGCAGUCUGUUCUAAAGAGGAACCUAUAUAUAUUGUAACAGAGUUGUUAAAAGACAGUUUGCUGAACUAUUUAAGGGAAGGUGAAGGGAGGUACCUUAAGUUCCCAGAAAUGGUUGAUAUGGCUGGACAGAUAGCUAGCGGUAUGGCAUAUUUAGAGCAGCAUAAAAAGAUUCAUCGUGAUCUUGCCGCCCGUAAUGUACUGGUAGGAGCAAAUGGCGUUGUCAAAGUUGCCGAUUUUGGUCUAGCUAAAGUUAUAGAGGAUGACGAGUAUACCCCGUCGUCUGCCGGAACAAAAUUCCCAAUAAAAUGGACGGCACCCGAAGCAGCUAUGUAUCAGAGGUUCACUAUAAAGUCAGAUGUAUGGUCAUAUGGUAUUCUGCUGGUAGAGCUCACCACACACGGACAAGUACCCUAUCCAGGUAUGACAAAUCGUGAGGUGUUGGAACAAGUGCCAAGGGGUUACAGGAUGCCUCGACCAGAGAAAUGUUCAGAUCAUAUGUAUGAAAUCAUGCUGAAAUGUUGGGACAAGAAAGAAGAGCUACGGCCAACAUUUGAAUAUCUCUGGACAUUUUUUGAUGACUAUUUUGUGUCUACAGAACCUAACUACCAACAUUCUGAAUAAAAAUGUUUUUGAAUUAGGCUUCUAAGUAUGCAUGUGAAUUAAGUAACCUAGGUGUCCUGUUAUUUAGGACAAAGAAAUACAUUUUUGCUACCUAAGAAAAAGACUUAACACAAUUUUCAGUUGAAACUGACUCUGUGAAAUAUGUGGUGUAAAAGAAAUGUAUUUUUAAAAGAUCAUCCAGAAGUAGAAAGGAAAGCUAUUGAAAGACAGUAAGUAUUACAGAAAAAACACUACAAAUUAAGAGUAGAAUCUUAGCUUUGUUUAUGCUUUCUUUUUUCACAGAUAUCAAUUGAUUCAUAUCAUUUUUAGUGUGAAGGUGCUGUUGUAUUUUUCCUGUAGAUUUGAUGCCUUACUGAUCUAAGAGUAAUAUUUCUGGUAGAUCUGUUGCCUUACUGGUGUUAGAGUGUAGGGAUAAUGCAUGUUUUUGUUUUUGUUUUUGUUAUAACAUCUGCAGAAUCCCGAGGGAUUGGUUGGUGCCAAGCCUGGUAGGUAUUUUUAAGAUGUUAUAACACGAAAUGAAUAUGCGCUAACACUGUUUUAGCAUAAAACAUGUGAAAACUGAUAAAGGAAUAUAUUGUUUCUCAAAACAUUUCUGCGAAAUGCACAAGAGUGUCUGUUUUAUCACAUUGACAUCAUUUCCUUUUGAAUUUUCUGCUUUGGGACAGAAAUAUAUUUACGCUUUUCCACAGAAUGCAUAUAAUUUAUAUAAAAAGGUGUUUUAACACCCAUUUACUUUCCUGUUAAAACACACCGAGAAGUGACCAGAACAGCAGUUUUAUGCUUGAAUAAUACAUGCAUUUCUAUUAGAUUUGAUGCCUUACUGAUCUAAAAGUAAUAUUUUAUAUUCUCUGCUUUCACUUUAUGAACAAAGUUUACAGUUUUAAAUAUUUUUAUAUUAACUUACAUUUUACCAUUGUUGAGACUUUUUUGAAAUAUUCUGUUACACCAUUGUUUUUUCCUAUGUGUUUAUAUAUUGAUACAUUCCAGACUUCAUAUCUUUUUGUAAGCUCACCUUAGUACAGGCAAAACUCUUCUCAUUGUCAUUUUGAUCAUGCAAUUACAUUUACACAGUAAUUUAACAGUUUGCAUGGAGUAAUUUUAUGGAGCAUAAAUGAGCCAUGCCAUGAGAAAACCAACAUAGUGGGUAUGCGAUCAGCAUGGAUCCAGACCAGCCUGCACAUCCGCGCAGUCUGGUCAGGCUCCAUGCUGUUCGCUUUUAAAGCCUAUUGGAAUUGGAGAAACUAUUAGCGAACAGCAUGGAUCCUGACCAGACUGCGCGGAUGCGCAGGCUGGUCUGGAUCCAUGCUGGUCGCAUACCCACUAUGUUGGUUUUCCCGUGGCAUGGCUCAAAUUUAAUUGGACAGUAAGAUAUCCUGUGGAAUUUAGGAUAGAGAGAAAUACUGCAUGUUUGUUAGUUGGAAUUGCAGCAUGAACAAUGUAAGAAUUUGUCAGUAUCAUACAGUAGUCUUUGCAUUUCAAAACAAAACGUCAUCUGGCUACUAUGUAAUGUCAUUUCUUUCAAUUCUUUUAGCUGUAAUAUGUCAGACAAGAUUUAUAAGAGAAAAAUAUAUCCUUUAAGGUAGUUCUGCACGUUUGCAAAAACUGGAAGUAAUAGCUUGGAUAACAUUCAGUAAAACCUGGAACCAAAUGAAAAUCUUUUAUGAAUUAAUGGCAACCUGUGAGUAAACACAUGAAAAACAACAAUGCUGAUAGCUUUUUAAACAUAAAAUAUGAUAUUAAACGUUCGACACAUUAAGUUAUUCCAGAUGAAGUCUUAAAAUCAAUGUGUAUCAAAAAGAUCUCUUUUAUCAUGGGCAGAUAUCUCAAAAACAAGCACAUGGGCCUAUAUAUUUUAAUUUACUAUAUUGUAGACCAUAAUUGUGUGUAUUUACAACUGUGAGAAAUUUCAUUAAACUGUACAUUGUGGAAAAAUUUCUGUUUGCGAAUAUGUUGUCCCUAUAGAUGCCCAUCAUGAAAACUUGUAUGUGGUCCAAAUUUUUCUAAUCAGUUAAACAAAAAAUCAAGCACAUGACCCUAUAUCUUUCCGCAAGUAUAUUCUGGAGUUUUGAAAAAUAAGGGUUUUAUCAAAUUAUACAUGGUAGAAAAAUUUAUAAUCCAAACCUGCAAAACUACCUUAAUAGCUGAAAUGUUUACCAGUAGUGUACCACUAAAAUCAGUAGUUUUCAAGUAUUUCUUUUAUAUGUAUACAAAUUUUUUGGUAUUCUCAUAAAUUAACAUUGAUAGUAUAUAUUAAAUUUAAACUUUUUAUUGAUCAAAAUUUUUUGUACAGUUAUGAAAUAUUUUGGAUUCAAAAGAGAAGCUGCUCACAAAGGUAAUAUUUUUGUUGUGGUGCAUUUGGUUCAGUUCUGCUGUUUAUAUCUUAGGGGCAAGUAACUGACCGAGAUUAUUAUACACAUAAGUCUGUUGGAAAAUCCAUAGGUGUUUGAAAGUGUUGUUUUUUUCUCUCUUUUUUUUUUUUUCGGAUUGAUUUUUUAUGUUGAACUAUUUCCCUAUGUAUUGAAAAGUAUUGUCCUAAACUAUGUGCAAUGAUUAUGAGGGUGGUUACUCUACAAAACUGUUUGCUGCAAAAUAGUCUGGUUUACAAGUUCACAUGUCGUCGUCUAUUUUAUAAGCAUUAUUUACUGGAUGUAGUUGCGGAUGGGAAUAUCUGACUGGGGGGAAAGUCUAAGGUGUAAACGAGGUUCUGCUGAGUGAUUUCCAAAAUACAGGAGAGUUGGAUAUUCCUAUUUACACAUCAUGCUAGUGUUAAAACUUGCAUCCUGUAUUCUUGUUAUGCAAACAGUAUACUUUAUAGUGAGCAGUCUUUUGUCAGUAACUUGAAAAAAGCAUUCAGUGUUAUAUGUAGUUUGUUUUGGUGUUAUUUGAAAAGAGCAUUCCUGCAUCCUAGGGUGUAAGUUUAGUUUUACCAGCACUGGUGGAAAAAUUUGGAAGCAAGAGUGUUGUUUUUUCUCAUACAUCAAGUUGGUUACUAUUCCAGUACUUGUGGCUCUUUUGCCACAACAGAAAUUGUGAAUUUGUGAGCAGUUUUUUGUCAGUAACUUGAAAAAAGCAUUCAGUGAUAUAUGUAGUUUGUUUUGGUGUUAUUUGAAAAGAGCAUUCCUGCAUCCUAGGGUGUAAGUUCAGUUUUACCAGCACUGGUGGAAAAAUUUGGAAGCAAGUGUUUUUUUUUUCUCAUACAUCAAGUUGGUUACUAUUCCAGUAUUCCAGUACUUGUGGCUCUUUUGCCACAACAGAAAUUGUGAAUUUGUUUAUGAAUGCUUAAAGUACUUUAAGAAUGUGAAAUGACAUAUAAACAGUGUGUAAAUGAAACAAGCAAAUUAUGCGUUUAAUUUAGUUCAAUUAAAUUAAACAGAUGUUAAUAUUGUCAGUUUGAAAUUUGUAUGUAUAUUUCUGUAUAUAUGCAGUAUAAAGAAGUUUUAUUUGUUUGUUUCCUUGUGCUGCAUUUUUUUGUUAACUAUAUAAUUUAAGAAAAUUAUACAUGCUUAUUAACAUUAUUAAGGAUAAGGUAGAUAUAUGGAAAAACGUAUUGUUAUAUAUCAUUAUUUGAUGUAUGGCCAGUCUGUGCCAUAAGUUACAAUGUUUUCUGAUUCUCUCUUGAGUGGAAGAUUUGUUGGCAUAUUAUAUAUUAUAUAUGUCACAGUAUCAAAACAAUUUAUUCAGAUAUAAGGGGUGUAUAUUUAUGGGAUGUACUUUAGAUAGAUGUCUUACACCAAGACAGUUUACAUAAUGCAGUUUUUUUUAAUUGCCAGAAUAAGCAGAUUUUGGGAUCAAAUUGAACAUGUUGUGGUAGUUCUAGGGGAUUACUUGGACACCAAAUUUAUAGAUAAGUAAUCUGUGUUGGAAUAUACUAAUGUUUAACAUAUGUGUUACAACUAAUUAUUGAAUCACAAAAUGUGCUGGGCACACACUAUUAUACUUCUUUACAUAUUUUUGUCUUUAUUAUAAUGUUUGACAUAACCAUUACAUUUAAUGAUACUCUUUGGCAAAAGUUAUUCAUUUGGUCUCCAUAGAUAAGGUCUCCUUCAGUAUAAAGUUUAUGAUUGAAACUUGUCAGAGAGUAUGCUGGAAUAUUUUCCCCCAAGUCCAAACAGAAACAUUGGAAUAUAACUGAAAUACUAAGUCACAUGAAGUGAUAUUUGUAGUUGAUCAAAUAUUGACCCUAUUUUGAAGCAAUGAUUUUCUAACCCCUCCCUCAGCACACCCCCCCCCCCCCCUCCACCCCCCCACAGAUGCUGUAAUGUAAAUACACAGCGUGUUGACUGCAUUUAUAUAUGUUGCUUGGUGAAGACCUCUGUAUGAGAGCAAACCAUAAAAGUCCAGUAAUCCUUCCUGUAUUGUCUGUGUAAUGUAGCUAUAAUUACUUUAAGAAUUCCAGUUAUUUAGAGAAUGUUUGAUGAUACAUAACUUAUAAAGAUGGUAUCUUCAUGUUUGUUUUAGUCUUGGACAAUCACUUCAUUAUCAUUAACUUUGUUGCCAGGUUAUACAAAUAAUACAAACUGCUGUUGCCAGGUUAUACAGACUGCUGUUGCCAGGUUAUACAGACUGCUGUUCAAUAGAAUUAUAAAAAAGGAAAUAGUUUAUUAAACAAUAUAUUUAGUCCCAUAACAAAAAUGGUGAAGUCUUUAAAAAGACUGGUAGUUAAAUAUGACAUUAUGUCUGACAAAUUUCUUCCUUUUCAUUUUCUGUGUCUCGAUUAGGUGAAUUGAAACUAGGUCUUAACAUAAUGGGUCUGGUAAUGUGCUUUAUUAUAUAAUAGUUAAUAUGUAGACUUGCUCAACAACUCUGUAUAAAUAGAUUGUUUGAUUUCCAGAAAUAUCAGUAACAAAAAGUCUAAUAUCUGUUCAGUUAUAUGUAUUUUUACAUCUACCGAGAUAAUUAUCUUUUUUGAAAAAAUACUCGAAAGUUCAGUAUAUUUUAAAGUUUUGAUACACUGGUUCAUUAAGAAUGGCAAGUGAAAUUGAAAAUAACUAUUUGUCAUAUGAAAGUAGUACAGUGUGAAACCUUCUUCUAUUUUGUUACAAUUCUCUGCCUUUAGCAUUUCAAUCUGACUGUAAGAAAAAAUAUGGAGUGAAAGUAUUGAGAGUGAAAAUAACAUAAACAUAAAUUUUGACUCAAUUUUGUUACCAGGCCUGUUAUUUUUAGCCCCAUAUUUGAAUGAUCACCUGUGGUAUGAGCCACAUUAUCACCAAACCAAAAUACUUGAUCCCAUUUGUGUACAGUCUCAUAGAAAGUAGUUCAUAAAUAUGUCAUCUAGUUCUACUCCCAUCACCUGUAUAUGCUGUGUAUAUGCUGUGUACAUGCUGUGUAUAUCAAUGUUAUUUCUUGUUGAUUUUUACCAUUUAGACUUGUCUCAUAUGCAAUUAUAAUAGUUUCAUGUUCAACCCUUGGUAUGUAUUCAUCAAUGUUGUUGCAUAAAACAUUAUGUUGAAUGCAUACAUCAGUUUUGUUGCAUAAAAAUCAUCACUUUUUAUGCAUAUAUCAGUGAUGUUGCAUGAAAAAUAGUAGUUUGAAUGCAUGCAUUGAUGUCAUUGCAUAAAACAUUGUAUAGUUAUUGAAUGGCUGGCAAAUCAAUAGUAAAAGCUAUUGCCAGGGGUUCUAAAGACAGAGGGAAAAUAGUUUUGACGAUUGACCUGCAAACCAUUAAGUGACUGUUUUAUUACAUUACAGCAGGCAUAAUUUUUUACAGAAAUUUUAUCAGAAAGUUUUGACUUUAGCCCAAGAGAGUUUGUUGAAUAUAGACUGGUCAUUUAGCAUAAACUUUGGACUGGCACUUCAUAUACAUGUAACAAUCAUCAUAAAAUGUGUAAAAAAUAUCAACAUAUAAUGUCUUACUGAAAGUUUGUUCUAGCAUUGAACAGGAGACAUUGAUCUAAUAUUGAAGUGCUGUUAGUUUAUACUAAUUUGUUUUAGCUUGAUUGUGACUAAAGCUUCAAGCUUAUUGGAACCACUCUCGAGUCCGCUUCCUGGAAAAACCAGUACUGGUGUCAUAUAAGAAGUCAUGGUCGUGACCCCAAUGGGGCUCGAACCCACGACCCCUGGAUUGAGCGGCCGACACCUUAUCCACUAGAUACUUCUGAAAUGCCAUAUUUUUGUGAAUUUAUAUAUUUUUACAUCAGUAUAGAUAAGAUAUUUCAUUGUAAAUAAAAUUAACAUAUUAUA
Mercenaria mercenaria is the source of this 8012-nucleotide messenger RNA. Its product is annotated as tyrosine-protein kinase SRK2-like. Gene Ontology annotation, cellular component: extrinsic component of cytoplasmic side of plasma membrane. Gene Ontology annotation, molecular function: non-membrane spanning protein tyrosine kinase activity; ATP binding; signaling receptor binding. The transcript is spliced from 11 exons. NCBI's taxonomy places the organism in Eukaryota, Metazoa, Mollusca, Bivalvia, Venerida, Veneridae. Gene Ontology annotation, biological process: protein phosphorylation; cell surface receptor protein tyrosine kinase signaling pathway; innate immune response. The record is from RefSeq and is a predicted model, not a curated record. The coding region runs from base 252 to 1832 and encodes 526 amino acids.